UUACCUAACUCCAGGUCGCCGUCGCCCGCUAGCUAGUGGACGCCGCGCACGGCCGGCCGACCUCAUCAGCAACUACUACGACUACUUCUGCAUCAGAGCUCCGCUUAUAAAUUUAGUAGCAAUCGACGUCUUCCCAUCCAACAAAUUGCCUAACACUAACAAGCAACGAUGACCGUCGUCGUCGUUGCCGAUGACGCCGCCGCCGCCGCAGCGGCGGCGCAGCAGCAGGAGGAGCUGCCGCCGGGGCACGGCCAAACGGUGUGUGUCACCGGCGCCGCCGGGUACAUCGCGUCGUGGCUCGUCAAGCUGCUGCUGGAGAGGGGCUACACCGUGAAGGGCACAGUGAGAAACCCAGAUGACCCGAAGAACGCCCACCUGAAGGCGCUGGACGGCGCCGACGAGAGGCUGGUCCUCUGCAAGGCCGACCUCCUCGACUACGACUCCAUCCGCGCCGCCGUCGACGGCUGCCACGGCGUGUUCCACACCGCCUCCCCCGUCACCGAUGACCCUAUGGUGGAGCCGGCGGUGCGGGGGACGGAGUACGUGAUAAAGGCGGCGGCGGAGGCCGGCACGGUGCGCCGGGUGGUGUUCACGUCGUCCAUCGGCGCCGUCACCAUGGACCCCAACCGCGGCCCCGACGUGGUCGUCGACGAGUCCUGCUGGAGCGACCUCGAGUUCUGCAAGAAAACCAAGAACUGGUACUGCUACGGUAAGGCGGUGGCAGAGCAGGAGGCGUGCAAGGCGGCCGAAGAGCGCGGCGUCGACCUCGUCGUCGUCAGCCCCGUGCUGGUGGUCGGCCCGCUGCUGCAGCCGACGGUGAACGCCAGCGCCGUGCACAUCCUCAAGUACCUCGACGGCUCGGCCAAGAAGUACGCCAAUGCCGUGCAGGCGUACGUGGACGUGCGCGACGUCGCGGCUGCGCACGUCCGCGUCUUCGAGGCGCCGGAGGCCUCCGGCCGGCACCUCUGCGCCGAGCGCGUCCUGCACCGUGAGGACGUCGUCCACAUCCUCGGCAAGCUCUUCCCCGAGUAUCCUGUGCCCACAAGGUGCUCUGACGAGGUGAACCCACGGAAGCAGCCGUACAAGAUGUCCAACAAGAAGCUGCAGGAUCUUGGCCUCCACUUCAUACCUGUGAGCGACUCGCUCUACGAGACGGUGAAGAGCCUCCAGGAGAAGGGGCACCUUCCAGUUCUGAGCAAAGAGAUCCCAGAAGAGUUGAAUGGUGUGCCAGCAUGAUACUGUUGAAGAAACAGAGCAUUUAACGUUCUCCUGUAACAGUGUUAGGCAUCUGUUGUUAUGUAUGUAAACUAAGUGGAUAACGAAAAAACAUGGAGACUAUCAUUGAAUAUAAACAGACGUGAAUUCUGCCCCUUCAGAAAUUAUAUAUUUAUGUGAUUUCACGAGUAA
Oryza sativa Japonica Group (Japanese rice) is the source of this 1407-nucleotide messenger RNA. RefSeq names its product cinnamoyl-CoA reductase 1. The record is from RefSeq and is a predicted model, not a curated record. NCBI's taxonomy places the organism in Eukaryota, Viridiplantae, Streptophyta, Magnoliopsida, Poales, Poaceae. Gene Ontology annotation, molecular function: oxidoreductase activity, acting on the CH-OH group of donors, NAD or NADP as acceptor.